Nezara viridula (southern green stink bug) is the source of this 2013-nucleotide messenger RNA. The record is from the annotation of a GenBank genome assembly. NCBI's taxonomy places the organism in Eukaryota, Metazoa, Arthropoda, Insecta, Hemiptera, Pentatomidae.
AUGGAGGGGAAGGUAUACGGGGACGAUGGAGGGGAGUGUAUACGGGGACGAUGGAGGGGAAGGUAUACGGUGACGAUGGAGGGGAAGGUAUACGGUGACGAUGGAAGGGAAGGAAUAAGGGGACGAUGGAGGGGAAGGUGUACGGUGACGAUGGAAGGGAAGGAAUACGGGGACGAUGGAGGGGAAGGUAUACGGGGACGAUGGAGGGGAAGGUAUACGGGGACGAUGGAGGGGAAGGUAUACGGGGACGAUGGAGGGGAAGGUAUACGGGGACGAUGGAGGGGAAGGUAUACGGGGACGAUGGAGGGGAAGGUAUACGGGGACGAUGGAGGGGAAGCGGUCGAGGUUAAUUCCAUUGUUAUCGAAGCUCUAACCCAGCAAGGUAUACGGGGACGAUGGAGGGGAAGGUAUACGGGGACGAUGGAGGGGAAGGUAUACGGGGACGAUGGAGGGGAAGGUAUACGGGGACGAUGGAGGGGAAGGUAUACGGGGACGAUGGAGGGGAAGGUAUACGGGGACGAUGGAGGGGAAGCGGUCGAGGUUAAUUCCAUUGUUAUCGAAGCGCUAACCCAGCAAGGUAUACGGGGACGAUGGAGGGGAAGGUAUACGGGGACGAUAGAGGGGAAGGUAUACGGGGACGAUGGAGGGGAGUGUAUACGGGGACGAUGGAGGGGAAGGUAUACGGGGACGAUGGAGGGGAGUGUAUACGGGGACGAUGGAGGGGAAGGUAUACGGGGACGAUGGAGGGGAAGGUAUACGGGGACGAUGGAGGGGAAGGUAUACGGGGACGAUGGAGGGGAAGCGGUCGAGGUUAAUUCCAUUGUUAUCGAAGCGCUAACCCAGCAAGGUAUACGGGGACGAUGGAGGGGAAGGUAUACGGGGACGAUGGAGGGGAAGGUAUACGGGGACGAUGGAGGGGAGUGUAUACGGGGACGAUGGAGGGGAAGGUAUACGGGGACGAUGGAGGGGAAGGUAUACGGGGACGAUGGAGGGGAAGGUAUACGGGGACGAUGGAGGGGAAGCAAGGUAUACGGGGACGAUGGAGGGGAAGGUAUACGGGGACGAUGGAGGGGAAGGUAUACGGGGACGAUGGAGGGGAAGGUAUACGGGGACGAUGGAGGGGAAGGUAUACGGGGACGAUGGAGGGGAAGCAAGGUAUACGGGGACGAUGGAGGGGAAGGUAUACGGGGACGAUGGAGGGGAAGGUAUACGGGGACGAUGGAGGGGAGUGUAUACGGGGACGAUGGAGGGGAAGGUAUACGGGGACGAUGGAGGGGAGUGUAUACGGGGACGAUGGAGGGGAAGGUAUACGGGGACGAUGGAGGGGAAGGUAUACGGGGACGAUGGAGGGGAAGGUAUACGGGGACGAUGGAGGGGAAGGUAUACGGGGACGAUGGAGGGGAAGGUAUACGGGGACGAUGGAGGGGAAGCAAGGUAUACGGGGACGAUGGAGGGGAAGGUAUACGGGGACGAUGGAGGGGAAGGUAUACGGGGACGAUGGAGGGGAAGGUAUACGGGGACGAUGGAGGGGAAGGUAUACGGGGACGAUGGAGGGGAGUGUAUACGGGGACGAUGGAGGGGAAGGUAUACGGGGACGAUGGAGGGGAGUGUAUACGGGGACGAUGGAGGGGAAGGUAUACGGGGACGAUGGAGGGGAAGGUAUACGGGGACGAUGGAGGGGAAGGUAUACGGGGACGAUGGAGGGGAAGGUAUACGGGGACGAUGGAGGGGAAGGUAUACGGGGACGAUGGAGGGGAAGCGGUCGAGGUUAAUUCCAUUGUUAUCGAAGCUCUAACCCAGCAAGGUAUACGGGGACGAUGGAGGGGAAGGUAUACGGGGACGAUGGAGGGGAAGGUAUACGGGGACGAUGGAGGGGAAGGUAUACGGGGACGAUGGAGGGGAAGGUAUACGGGGACGAUGGAGGGGAAGGUAUACGGGGACGAUGGAGGGGAAGGUAUACGGGGACGAUGGAGGGGAAGGUAUACGGUAACUGAGCCUACUCCUCAAAAAUAG